Paramormyrops kingsleyae is the source of this 2836-nucleotide messenger RNA. Its product is annotated as tumor necrosis factor ligand superfamily member 10-like. NCBI's taxonomy places the organism in Eukaryota, Metazoa, Chordata, Actinopteri, Osteoglossiformes, Mormyridae. The record is from RefSeq and is a predicted model, not a curated record. Gene Ontology annotation, molecular function: tumor necrosis factor receptor binding. Gene Ontology annotation, biological process: immune response. Gene Ontology annotation, cellular component: membrane.
GUUCCUCCGCUCACAGCAAUAUUAAAGCCCUGCGCACAUGCCAGUUAAUGACCGUCGCGGUUACUCUGUUGAAAUGGAGACCGGUUCGGCGCGAUUUCAGCCGGUCCACAGUACGGAGCCAGCCUGCAGACCGAUUAUUCUCGGAACUUUGAUUGUUAUGGGAUUGCUUCAGGUCACCACUAGUGUAGUAGUCUUGUUGCACUUAACAGGUUACCUUAACGAGGUAGGCUAUAUUACUGUCCAACAGAAGCCAUUAAAGGAAGUUGAAACUGCACCAGUUCUUGCCAAUGCACUCAAAGAUCCCCAGAAAAAAGAACGACCAAGAACCACAAAAACCCAGAGAGGACUAACGGCAGCUGCACACCUCCCCAUUAGGGUGCCUAUCGACUAUGUCCAAAAGGGUGAAAUUCUGCCUGCAAUGGUCCAGUGGAAUGAAGCACAAGGGCAUCUAGAAAAAGUUAGUUACCACAAUGGAAGGCUCUUAAUCCAGGAAGGUGGAUUGUACUAUGUCUACACCAAGACAUGCUUCCGUUACUAUGACAUGGAGGCAGCGUCCGUGGGGGAGUUUCUACAGGACGGUAGUACUCAGCUCAUCCAGUAUAUCUACCUAGAGAGGCACACCCAGUUUCCAGCUAAGCCCACGGUGCUCAUGAAGAGCGGUAGCACCAAGCGCUGGAGAAUGGUGGGCUACAACAUGUACUGUGAGCAGCAAGGAGGCCUCGUCGUGCUGAAGCAAGGGGACGGACUCUUUGUCAGCGUGUCCAAUUUAUGGAUGUUGGAUCCGGAGCCAGAGGGGGGCUACUUCGGUGCUUUCAAGAUCAGCAAGUGACGUGGCCUCCUGAUUGGCUGAUGCCGGCUGCUCUUCCUGAGUGCAAUUGGACCGUUUCGAGGUGUUUUGCCGAAUGCGAUCACGAGCCACCUGCUGCGGAGACAUUGGACUUGCUAUUGUUAGAGGAUAGACUGAUUUGCCCAGAAUCUCAGCUGCCUGCUAAAACGCAGCUUCACCAACCUGUCGGCCGUUAGCCCUGCACUUGCAAUAGCUGCUUAGCCCUCCUGCAUUCCACCAUGUCCUCUGCAGUGAUAACAAUGCAGUGCUCUGCAGUGAUAACAAUGCAGUGCUCUCUGCCGGAGGUGCACUUGUCAUUUGACCUAAGCUUUCUAGUGGGUACAAAAAAUUGAUUUUUGCAGAACUAUUUUAUCUUUGAGAACGAUGUGAGGUCGGAAGAUAAGAAACUGAAUCCAAUUCUCUGCUACUGAACUGAAUGUACAGAAUCCUGUCUUAUGAACGAUUUUGGAACAAUCAACAACCACUGAGCACUUCAUUGCAUAUUGAGCACUUACUUGAGUACAUGCUUUUAUUGUAGUAUUUAAAAUAUUUAAAUUAUAUUAUGUGCAUAACUUAAUGAGAAGUAUCCCAAUUCAUUCAUUCUUCUCAUUAACCCCCAGCUGAAUUAGUAACCUUAUGUUUUAUAUAAUUGUAAAAAUCAAUAUUAAAUUAACAGAUCCCAGUAUGGUUUUAUGGUAUCCGAUAGCAGUUCAAACUGUAAUACGUUUGUAAUAAAACAACUCCAACUGCUUCUGUCCAUUGUUUAAUAAUUCCGUAUAUACAAGGCUCUUAAACAAAGACUCUUUUUGUUUUGUUUCAGUCUAAACCAUCAGGAGUAGUGAAUGAUCGAAAAACAAAAUGGGUAAUGUAAAAUAAUAUAGAAGGUAUAAAUGUAUCAUGGAUUCCAUUUGAAUAAACACACUCUGACCCAUUGUUACAGAUAAGAGCACACACUUCAGAUUUACCAUGUGUCAGAAUAACUUUUGUUCUUUGAAGGCGUAUUCAGUGUGUAAUCGAUUGUGUCAGACUUUUAUUUCUGAGCUCAGCAUGGAUCCAGGGCUGUUCCUGGUAACCUAGGGCUCUGUUCCAUUUUCCUGAUUUUUUUUUUGUAUAGUUCCUAAGUGUGUUUCUGGAUUAAAAAAAAAAAAUCUUACACAUAUUGAACUUCUUAAACAUAUUGGUAAAACAUUUUAUAAUGAGUUGAUAUCAAACCCUUGUCUUCCUAUAUAAUAUGACUAAUUUGGCCAAGAGCCGACAGUUUGGAGACGCAUCUGUGGAGUUUGGCCUUCGUGCGAAAUUGGUGUUUAUCCCCAGGGUUCAAAAAUGUAACUUUCAUUUUACAUCCCCUCUGUGUAGUGUUUCUCAUGUACUGAUGUACUAUAGGUUCUGAAAGCAAUAUGCUUCAGAUAAAGUGCAAGUUGAAAAUGCCAGUGGGCAAAAAGCAUGAUUAGCAACCGAAGACAGCUGGACUGUUAGCUAUUGACUUAUUAUGUUUUUAUUAACAUGUUUUUUGGACCAACAUAAGAGGUGACACCAGAUUGAAUUUGGUACACCUUUAACUAAAACGUAUUUUUUUUUCUUCUCAUUUCCAGUCUAUGUAAUGAGGUGAGAAUAUGCACUAAAUUUGUUUUUAUUUAUUUGACAUUUCAUAGUUGUGGUUCAUUUGUCGAGUGGUCUAUUGAGACAUGAAUCUGUAUAAUGUGUCUUUUGUGUGGUUUCACCGUAUAAAAACACAGGCUUUUAAUAUAACAAAGAUGUUCCUGUUUAUAAAACCAUGGAGUGGUUAAUGAACAUCAAAGUCACGUGCUUGUUUAUGAAUCUGAUGUAUAAUGAAGACGUAAGACAAUGCUAUGCGCAAAAGGGCCUGACUAUAGCAGAAAGAUGUAUUCAUUAGGAUAAGUUUUAAGUUAUAUCAAAUACUUAAUACACGUUUUAUUAUCUGUUAUUUAUACAAAUAUUUUUACUGGCUGUUAUCUACUUUGCAUUACAAAAUAAAUAAUUUUGUACUAA